Penicillium atrosanguineum is the source of this 1215-nucleotide messenger RNA. RefSeq lists its product as uncharacterized. NCBI's taxonomy places the organism in Eukaryota, Fungi, Ascomycota, Eurotiomycetes, Eurotiales, Aspergillaceae. The record is from RefSeq and is a predicted model, not a curated record. The transcript has a single exon. Bases 1 to 1215 code for a protein of 404 amino acids.
AUGGCAGCCCCUGGGGCUUCCACUUGUGACCUCAAGUACGACGUCUGCCGUGGUGCCCCUGGUGCGAAUUUGUCGACCUGCGCCUCUGACAAGGCCGCCUGUGAGGCUGCUAGUUCGAGUUGCCAGGCCAAAUACGAUGCCUGCCGUGGUGCCCCCGGUGCAAACCUGUCGACUUGCGCUUCCGAGAAAGCUGCUUGUGACGCGAAUGGCGGAAGCACUUCGACUACAACUGAGGCUCCUCAGCCCACCUCGUCGGGCACUAGCGACUGCCAGACUAAGUACGACACCUGCCGUGGUAAGCCCGGUGCGAACCUAUCAACCUGCGCCUCUGACAAGGCCGCCUGUGAGGCUGCUGGUUCGAGUUGCCAGGCCAAAUACGAUGCCUGCCGUGGUGCCCCCGGUGCAAACCUGUCGACCUGCGCUUCCGAGAAAGCUGCUUGUGACGCGAAUGGCGGAAGCACUUCGACUACAACUGAGGCUCCUCAGCCUACCUCGUCGGGCACUAGCGACUGUCAGACCAAGUACGACACCUGCCGCGGUAAGCCCGGUGCGAACCUAUCGACCUGCGCCUCUGAUAAGGCCGCCUGUGAGGCUGCUGGUUCGAGCUGCCAGACCAAGUACGAUUCAUGCCGUGGUGCCCCUGGUGCGAACCUAUCGACCUGCGCUUCCGAGAAGGCUGCCUGUGACGCGAACGGCGGAAGCACCUCGACUACGACUGAGUCUCCUCAGCCUACCUCGUCGGGCACUAGCGACUGUCAGACCAAGUACGAUACCUGCCGCGGUAAGCCCGGUGCGAACCUAUCGACCUGCGCUUCCGAGAAGGCUGCCUGUGACGCGAACGGCGGAAGCACCUCGACUACGACUGAGUCUCCUCAGCCUACCUCGUCGGGCACUAGCGACUGUCAGACCAAAUACGAUACCUGCCGCGGUAAGCCCGGUGCGAACCUAUCGACCUGCGCCUCCGACAAGGCCGCCUGUGAGGCUGCCGGUUCCAGCUGUCAGGCAAAGUACGAUUCAUGCCGUGGUGCCCCUGGUGCAAACCUGUCGACCUGUGCGUCUAAGAAGGCUGCAUGUGACGCGAACAGAGGCGGCACUUCCACCUCAUCAGUUGGCUCUGCUUCAGCAUCCCCUUCGGCGCCUGUCUUUAAUGGUGCAAGCCGGCUCUCAGGCAAUAUUGCUGUUGUAGGUGUCUUGGCUCUCGGCCUAGCCAUUUAA